ACUGUUGCUUAACCGCUAUGUCCAUAUUAUCCCUCUGAUUUCUGUGGCUGUCGGAGGGGUAGAAAUGGAAAAUUCUCAUGAGAAGAAGAAGGCGCCGGCGCCGGUGAAGCUGAAGCCGAUCGAAGCAACUCCGGAGAACUUCGCAGAGUUCGGUCAGGUCAUCGAGGCCUCACCGGACGGCGAAGAAUUCGGUCCUCAAGACGCUCAGCUCGACCUUAGCCGUGGAAUUCCCAGGCUCUAUAUUAUGCGCAUUGAGAAUCGGCCUUUCAAGUUCAAGACGAUCACGCACCACGCAAGUGUGACCCAGUGCUUGGGCUCGAUUGGUGGAGGUGUUUGGUACCUUGGAGUGGCUAAGCCAUCAAUCUUGGACGCAACUGAUCAAACUGAGGGUGAUCCAUGCCAAGGCAUUUUAAAGUCAACCUGUGGACACUUCUACAUGCCGCCCCGCGUUGAGGAUUUCCGCGUUUUUAAAGUUACAGGUUCCAAGUUUCUUAAGCUUAAUCGCGGGACCUGGCAUGCGGGGCCUAUAUUCAAGGGAAAUGCAAUGGAUUUCUAUAAUCUUGAGCUCAGCAACACCAAUGUGGUUGAUCACACAACGCAUAGUUUUGCCGAGGAGAAUGGAGUCUUUUUCGAGGUUGACGACUAGCUCGUAACAUCCUAUGCCUCUGUUUCAACCUGUCUAGGUUGUACAUUGUUACUCUUCACUUUCUCUGCUAGAGCUGGUUGUGUUACUCCUUAAGAUACAGAGGGACAUGGUCUAUUUUAAGUUGGGAAAAUUUGGUAUGUAUUAAUGUAUGUUAAAUUUGCUAUGUCCAGUCCAUAAGAGUUGUGUACAUUUCAAACACUGAAAAUCUGCUGUUGGGUUGCUGAGAAAGAUGAGGGAAACCUUUUUCCUUUUCAUCUUUGUUUAUUAAUCUUUAAAAAAAAAAAAAAA
Messenger RNA from Morus notabilis, 934 nucleotides. RefSeq lists its product as uncharacterized. Gene Ontology annotation, molecular function: ureidoglycolate hydrolase activity. NCBI's taxonomy places the organism in Eukaryota, Viridiplantae, Streptophyta, Magnoliopsida, Rosales, Moraceae. The transcript is spliced from 3 exons. The coding region runs from base 65 to 646 and encodes 193 amino acids. The record is from RefSeq and is a predicted model, not a curated record.